Messenger RNA from Zygosaccharomyces rouxii, 1050 nucleotides. It is a transcript of the gene BRR1, whose product is annotated as Brr1p. The record is from RefSeq and is a predicted model, not a curated record. The coding region runs from base 1 to 1050 and encodes 349 amino acids. Gene Ontology annotation, cellular component: small nuclear ribonucleoprotein complex. Gene Ontology annotation, biological process: spliceosomal snRNP assembly. The transcript has a single exon. NCBI's taxonomy places the organism in Eukaryota, Fungi, Ascomycota, Saccharomycetes, Saccharomycetales, Saccharomycetaceae.
AUGGAUUCAGAGGACCAGUCAUUAGAUUCAAUUUUUGGUCAGCAAAGAGCAUUCAGCUUGGAUGAUCCGCUAGUGGAUCCCCAUGUUGUAGCUUACUUGCAAGGUGUAAGAACCCAAGCGCUAAGGACCAGCGCCAUUUCGACCCAUGGGCGGUCAGCUUCCCCCAAGCACAGUGCAGACCUCUACGAUGAUGAAGUGCCUUCUAAAGGGAUUCCAGAGUCUUUGUCAGCCAUUGAAGAUGGUAUGUCGCCUUGGGUAGAAUGGUUUAAUGAGACCAGAGAUAUCAUUCUGGAAGAAGGUAAAUCUAGCCACGAGUACGAUGACGAUUCGUUAGAAUUGGUUCUGCACCAUUUGAAGAAUUAUUUACAAGAACAAAAAGGUCUCAAAGGCAUUUCUGCACACGUUCUGAACAUAUUGCAAGAUCUGGGACCCAUGUCAAAGAGCAACGAUGGUGAUGAUGGUGAUAAUGAUGAGUUAGAGAUCGACCCAGAGUGGGCUCAAUCGAUGCUACUGAACUUCAAGUCUCAGAAAAUUGCUUCUUUAGAAGAUUUAAAGAAUUGCAUCAAAUCUAAGAAUCAAACACCUCCCAGAGGUUUCAAAGAAUGGUACCAUUUUCUACAGUCUCAUGAACCAGCUCAUACCUAUUUUACAGGAAAGAUUAUCAACGGUGAAACUUUGUGGACAUUGGUACAAUACAUGUCACACGACUGGAUUAAAGAUAUUCACAAGCAGAAAAGGUUUUCAAGAGCGCAAAGGUUCAGUGCAUGGCUUCUAUACAUCCUUUUCCAUAUACCUACCAAUGUUACUGCUGAAUAUGUCAGUAAUAUUAGAGAACUGGGUAAGAGAUGUAAGAAGGCCAUUUUAGCUGAUGCUAUGGUAGCAGAAAGUAAGAGACCCGUUCUUCUCAAAGAUUGUCAGUCAUCGGAAAUGGUAGAAUUGAGUACACCUUCACCACCUCCAGAAUUGGACAUACUUAGACUCACGCUAGUAGUAAUUGCAGUGGUGUACCGUCAGAGAGAUUUAACCAAUUGGCAAGAUCAGGCUCUCUGA